Molecule: messenger RNA, 429 nt
Organism: Ustilaginoidea virens
Lineage: Eukaryota; Fungi; Ascomycota; Sordariomycetes; Hypocreales; Clavicipitaceae
Exons: 2
Coding region: 1-429 (142 amino acids)
Source: RefSeq, a predicted model, not a curated record
AUGGGGAUACACCAACCGUUUGCCUCUCUGUUCAGCUCCUCCAUCAGCGACAGCCGUGAGCGUGAACGAGCGAGACCCAGCUUACCCCCUAUUUAUAUACCCUUGCUUCGAGGCCUUGCCUCCACAUGGCAGGGUAAAAAGCAAGGCAGAGAGGGCCAGAACCCCCCCCCCUCUGCCAACCUUUGCCACGGCACUGCCCCCGGCUGCCAGGCGAGCAACCCUCCCGAAGAGUUGGAGGACGCACACGGCACGGAGUGCGGCGUCCAAGGCGUCAACAUUGGCCAGACUCCAGAUGACGCAUACGGCAGGAGUACAGCGCCCAAGACGUCAACAUUGGCCACACUCCAGAGCAUCCAAAAAGGGGCCCUGACUCACCGCUGCAAAAACCCCCAACGGCCCAUCAUGCUGAUGGGAGAGUAUCGCACCUGA